Messenger RNA from Saprolegnia diclina VS20, 1680 nucleotides. RefSeq lists its product as hypothetical. NCBI's taxonomy places the organism in Eukaryota, Oomycota, Saprolegniomycetes, Saprolegniales, Saprolegniaceae. The transcript has 12 exons. The record is from RefSeq and is a predicted model, not a curated record. The coding region runs from base 1 to 1680 and encodes 559 amino acids.
AUGCGGGUGCUGCUCGUGAACGGAUACGCAUCCCGAGACGACCCGCCCGCCAAGUACGUCCAGUUCAAAGCGGCCGUCGAGGCGGCGUUGACCACACUGCACGUGCACGACGUGAUCGCGCCGCUCAUUCUCGAGAGACACCGGAGUGAGCUCGAUGCGUUCGUUUACGAAGUGCACUCGGUGACUGCGGAUCCGGAAUCCAUCACACGCUUUGACCAGCUCGACUUUGUGUUUGUUGAUGGCGACGUGACCAUGCCGCCGUGGGCCCCGCCGUUGCGCAAGCUCUGCACGCUGCUCAAGAUGUGCAUGAUGACGGGCAAGUGCUUCUUUGGUGCGGGCUUUAGCGCCGCGAUCCUCGCGUACCUUUGCUCGACGGGCGGCGAGCUCUUGCAAGCGGUGAACGGACACGGCCGCGGCUGCCCCCUCCGGGCCGUGCCGAGCGCGCCGCCCCCCAAAAACGACAUCAACUCGCACAUUGUGCUGCUCGACAGCGAGACGGGCGAUUACUUUAGCUACAACGUCCGUCACAAUACGUGGGAGCCCAAGGGCAACACGGGGCUUGUCAUGCACACGAGCGAUCGGGACCGCCCGUACGGCGCGCGGCCGAGCUCUGCCCGUGCGGGCACCCGCAAGCCCAACAACCAUGCAAGCUCUGCGCUGGUCUCGAAACUCGCCGACGUGCAAUGCUGCGGCCGCAUCGAACAGCGCGCCCACGUGUACCUCCAGGGUCUCGAGCUGGCGCAAUUCGUCGUCAAUUGUCCGAGCAAGUGGGAUCUCGAUGAGACAAUCACGCACACCAGCGGCAACCGCUACAAGGUGUUUCUCGACAGCCAGCGGGGCCCACUCCUCAUCGAGUUUGGCAAUGCGCUCUGCGCUCACUUUACAGUCGCCAAAGCGUACCCUGCUACGUGCACGAUUUUGGCGAAUUAUGUCAAAGCAAAGUUCGACAUGAUCCGCGUCCACGAACAUGUGGACCGCACGUAUGUCGCAUCGAUCACAGGCGCUGUACCGACCGACGCCAACAUGCCCACGGGCCCGUUCAAGAGCACGAGCGUGCUGCCUGCCAUGAGUCUGGAUCAGACCGCAAAAGGUCGUACGUCGCCCAAGAAAUGCAAGUCCGUGGCUGUCUCGACGGCCAAGCUACGGCCACGCUCGGCGGCCCCGACGACUCAACCACCUGUUUACGCUCGACGUCUGCGCUCGGCGCUAUCCCACACCCAUGCGGCGCCGCAACGACCGUCCAACCAAUCACCCCCCAAAACCGGUGCGACGCAAGCCCCCACGUUCACGCUGCCGGUGCGUCGGCUCGUCGAUCAAGAAGCCAAAAAACCAUACUGCGCCCACGCCAAGUUUGAAAAAUUGCGGCUUCGCGAUGCAACCCAAGGCGGCUUCUACUCGGUGGUCAACGACGGACCGUACCGCGGCUCGUACGAGCAGCAAGUCAUUGACGACGAGAAAAGCAAACUCAAGUGGGUGGGGGGCCCGUUCCGUACUACGUUUGGGCGCGCGUCGAGCCACGAGUUCGUCGACGACGGCAUCCUCGGGCCCGGCGAGCCGUACGAUGUGACGCACACGACAGCGUACGUCUUGGAGCCAGAGCGCAACAACCACCAGCACCCCCACAUCGGCCCCCAUCCUCGACGACCCGCCCCGCGGCCAUCGACAACCUCGCUUUUGUAG